AUGUCCUCCUCGAUACUACAUCAGUGCCCGCACUGCGGGCACGUCUCCGAUAUCUCAAAUGCGCUCACAGCCUUCAUCGAGAACCCUCACUGUAAACAGUGCGGCAUGUCUGCUUCCGAAGGCGAGUCGAAAGUGCAAGACGAACUUUCAGCUCUGUUCGAUAGACAAAUGAGUAUGACACAGCUGCAGCCCGCCCCUAGAGAAACUGUCGUACCACCUCAAGCGCCACAAAUUGCAUACAGCAUUACCCAACACUACCACCACUCGGCCCACAGAGUCGCCCAGCACACAAACCAGCCCCAGCACACAAACCAGCCUUCAAGCGUUGAUGUUCUGAGACAUCACGGUCUUGAUCCAAAUGCCCUUACCCCGGACCAGCUUAUGCUCUUCGAGAACGCCGAAGCGGAACAGAGAGAACGAUUGAUUCAAACAUGGCGGCUCUACUCGCAGUUUGGGAAUGAAGCCGCCACUGCCGGGGACUUUGCUAUGCAUGAUUCUGCUAUGGACCACAGUGAAGAUGGGAAUGCCUAUGCUGAUGCUGAACCCUACAUGGUGUCGGGCUACGGGAACGUUGCCAAUCAAGCCUCUCAUAUCCCGAAAGAGCCUACCACUGGUGAAUCAUAUGCUGGCUCAAAGGACCCGGUGUAUCAAGGUCAGCAAUGGUGGGAGUUGACAAAAGCCGGUCCGAUGGAGUCGAACUAUGGCGCAUUUGAAGAGAUGAGACGAUAUUACCCCAGCUGUGGUGUAUACCACCAUUAG
This is a messenger RNA of Penicillium roqueforti, 759 nucleotides long. RefSeq lists its product as uncharacterized. The record is from RefSeq and is a predicted model, not a curated record. The transcript is spliced from 2 exons. NCBI's taxonomy places the organism in Eukaryota, Fungi, Ascomycota, Eurotiomycetes, Eurotiales, Aspergillaceae. The coding region runs from base 1 to 759 and encodes 252 amino acids.